AUGCAGUUUUCUCCUGGCUGCCCUUUGGGAUGCCCUACUUAUGUCAUGGAUUCUUGUCAAGCUGGCUUCGCUGGCACGGGCUUCCCUCAGGUUGCCUUCGCUGGCGGCAUGGGCAUGGGCAGCUGUGCCAUUGGCAGCUGCGGCUGUGGCUCUGGUGAUCAGACGCUAGAGCCACCUUUGAUGCUCUUCAACUGGGGGCACCAGCAAGUGUUACCGAGACCGAAGGCGAUGGCUAAGGCGAAAGCAGAUGCCCAGUGCUAUUUGGUUGAAUCAUCGGAUAGCGAGGAGUCAAUUGUGACGGAGGCGAUGUCGGAGCCGGAAUGGACUUCACUCAUUCCGGAAGACAAGAAGAAGAUUGUGGGAGCGAAAGCCAAGUCGAUGUGCAAACGGAAGUUUCAAGGGGAACCUGGACCUGGAUCUUACAACAUCACCAUCAAGACCAACCUGAAGAGCCCUCACAGAUCUCGCAUGACCAAGAUUGCCCCGACUUCCACGGUGAGGCCAUCGACGAAGAGUCGGAGUCAGCCUCAGACUACUUGGUGGAAUUACAACCAUGUGAAGAACCAGGAGGACGACACGCCUUGGUGGAAUUACAACCAUGUGAAGAACCAGGACGAGGACGACACGCCUUGGUGGAAUUACAACCAUGUGAAGAACCAGGACGACGACAAGACCUGGUGGAAUUACAACCAUGGGAAGAACCAGGACGACGACAAGACCUGUUGGAAUUACAACCAUGGGAAGAACCAGGACGACAAGACCUGGUGGAAUGACAACCAUAUGAAGAACCAGGACGACGAGACCUGGUGGAAUGACAACCAUGUGAAGAACCAGGACGACGACAAGCCUUGGUGGAAUUACAACCAUGGGAAGAACCAGGACGAUGAGACCUGGUGGAAUGACAACCAUGUGAAGAGCCAGGAACGUUUGAAUGACGAAGACGUGCACAUGGAAGAUGUCUUCAGCUGA
Messenger RNA from Cladocopium goreaui, 969 nucleotides. The record is from the annotation of a GenBank genome assembly. NCBI's taxonomy places the organism in Eukaryota, Dinophyceae, Suessiales, Symbiodiniaceae.